UUUGGAGGGAUUGACUCACCAUUUUUCUUAUCCUCAAAAAUCUCUACGAAAAGAGAGGCAUAUGAAACAGAAUUUCAUCUGCAGCAGCAGUAGCAGAACUCUCUUGAGGCAGUGAAGGUAGAAUCCCAAAAGGAAAGGAAAACUGUCAAAAGCAGUGAAUUAAACAGAGAAAUGUUACAGAACACAAAAUUCUUACAAUCCUCCCCACCAUUACUUCACCCUCCAACUGCACCAGCUCCCCUUCCACAACUCCCUACCAUUCCUGCUUCCCCUUCUUCCCCCAUUCUGAGACAGUUCAAAUUAUCCAGGCGAGAGCUUGCAAUUUCUGGCAACUCUUCGCUGCUUCUCCUGUUAGGUUCCCAGGCCCUGGAACAACUCUAUCCAUCCAAGGCAGAGGCUGAAGAAACUCCAACAGAAGACAAUCAACAGGAGCAGAAUGUUAACACUCCUAGUCUUGAUUGCAGCAAGAAAGUUGCUACCAAACGAGCUUUUCUUGAUAUAGCCAUUGAUGGAGAGCCUGUUGGUCGCAUUGUUAUUGGACUAUAUGGGGAUGACGUUCCAGCUGGGGCUGGCUGGUUUAGCAGUAUAGUUAGUGGAGCUGCUGGAAUUAGCUACAGAAGGAAAGAGUUCAUUAAGAUCAUGCCGAACUACGUGCAACAUGGUGGGUUGAGAUCUUUCGGUGUUGAUGCUGAGCGUGCGAAGAGAACUGGAAGCAGUCUGGGUAUUGAAAAUCUGAGGGAGGAGUGGGAGAGAGUGUAUGACAAGUGUCCAGGAGCAAAGAACUUGGCUGGAUCAGUGAGCAUCAUCGUCAGGGAUCCCUCUAAACCGCCUCCGAAACUGAAGCUGGUUGCUCGAAAGGGGAAGCUGGAGAUUGAUCAGGAAGAGAUUGGAACAGAGCCGAAUGGUACAGAGUUUGUGAUUGCUAUCAAGGAUUCACCAGAACUGGAUGCUUCAGCUCUCGUGGUUGGCGAAGUCUUGGAAGGAAUGGAGGUUGCAAAGAGAAUUGGACAGGUCAAGACUGUGCAAGAGAACACCGGUUCUCCCUAUUUCAGGGUGGCCAAGCUAAUAGGCGACAAAAGAGCAGUCGUGGCAGAAAGAGGCUUCAAUCGCCCCUACUCGAAGGUGCUCAUCACAAAUUGUGGUUUGAUGGACUGAACCAUAUCCCAUUUGCAUACUGCUCAUAUCCUUUCAAUUUUGAGAGAAGAGUGACCUGUUCUAUGCGAUAAACUAAGUAUUUCUACUUCUCAA
Messenger RNA from Theobroma cacao (cacao), 1248 nucleotides. Its product is annotated as Cyclophilin-like peptidyl-prolyl cis-trans isomerase family protein. Gene Ontology annotation, cellular component: chloroplast. Gene Ontology annotation, biological process: protein peptidyl-prolyl isomerization. The record is from RefSeq and is a predicted model, not a curated record. NCBI's taxonomy places the organism in Eukaryota, Viridiplantae, Streptophyta, Magnoliopsida, Malvales, Malvaceae. Gene Ontology annotation, molecular function: peptidyl-prolyl cis-trans isomerase activity.